This is a messenger RNA of Protopolystoma xenopodis, 210 nucleotides long. NCBI's taxonomy places the organism in Eukaryota, Metazoa, Platyhelminthes, Monogenea, Polystomatidea, Polystomatidae. The record is from the annotation of a GenBank genome assembly.
AUGUGGCUCCAUCACACUUGCUAUCUACCCCAACCCCUCUCUUUCUAUCGGCUUAUCCGACUCGGGCCUCCAAUCCGAAUCCCUUCAUUGUCUCGUGGGUCAGUUCCUUCUCUUUCUGUUGACCGAUUUCACUCGGGUCCAGUCGCUAUUUCUCAAGACCCUAGAAGCAUGUACACUGCCGCUUCACUGAGCGGAACGCUUAAGUUCUGA